Molecule: messenger RNA, 2596 nt
Organism: Hevea brasiliensis (rubber tree)
Lineage: Eukaryota; Viridiplantae; Streptophyta; Magnoliopsida; Malpighiales; Euphorbiaceae
Product: ribosome biogenesis protein BOP1 homolog
Exons: 18
Coding region: 117-2354 (745 amino acids)
Biological process (GO): ribosome biogenesis; maturation of LSU-rRNA from tricistronic rRNA transcript (SSU-rRNA, 5.8S rRNA, LSU-rRNA)
Cellular component (GO): PeBoW complex; preribosome, large subunit precursor
Molecular function (GO): protein binding; ribonucleoprotein complex binding
Source: RefSeq, a predicted model, not a curated record
ACCUUUGAAGCCCUAAACACAACCUCCCCCUUGUUGCCGCUUUCUCUUUUCUCCCAACUUCUGCUACUAGAGAGAGAGAAUAUCUGAAGAGAGAAUAUCUUUGACAGAGAGAGAAAAUGGGGGUGGGCAAGGACAAGAAGGGGUCUCUUCAGGUGAAUUUAGGGAAGCAGAAGAGUAAGAACACCAUAAUCAAAGAAGAAACUAUCUCAAGUCAAUCCAAUAAAGAGAAGGUUAAUAACAGUGAAGAACCUGAACAUCAUCAAGAAGAAGAGGAAGAAGAAAUAGCUUCUGAUUCUGAGUCUGACUACCAGGAACUUUCUGAUUAUGAGGAUGAGGAUUAUGAAUCAUCUGGAGGGUCAGAGUCUGGAGAAAGCAAUUCUUCUGGUGAUGAGGGUUCUAUUGACACGGACAAUGAUGAUGGCAUGGAUAGUGAAGAUCAAAGCAAUGAUUCAGAAUCUGAUAAAGUGGCUGAAGAAAGUGAUUCUUCCGAGGAUGAGGUGGCACCUCGAAAUACAAUUGGAGAUGUUCCCUUGAAGUGGUAUGAGGAUGAAAAACAUAUUGGAUAUGACAUUACUGGAAAGAAGAUAACAAAGAAAGAGAGGCAAGAUAAACUGGAGUCAUUUCUUGCAAGUGCUGAUGACUCUGAAAAUUGGCGCAAGAUUUAUGAUGAAUACAAUGAUGAGGUGGUAGAGCUGACAAAAGAAGAAAUCAAAGUUAUUCGUAGAUUGGUCAAAGGAAAAGCUCCACAUCUCGACUUUGAUCCAUAUCCAACAUACAGUGAUUGGUUUAAAUGGGACGCUAAGCACCCACUGUCAAAUGCUCCAGAACCAAAGAGGCGGUUUACUCCCUCAAAGUGGGAAGCUAAAAUGGUUGUUAAGUAUGUUAGGGCAAUUCGCAAAGGUUUAUUAAAGUUUGACAAGCCAAAAGAAGAACCACGUUUUCACCUGUUGUGGGGGGGUGAUUCUGGCUCGGCAGAAAAGGCUGCACAUUUAUCAUACAUUCCUGCACCAAAGCCAAAAUUGCCAGGCCAUGAGGAGUCAUAUAAUCCUUCUCUAGAAUACAUACCAACACAGGAAGAGAUUAAUUCUUAUCAGCUGAUGGAUGAGGAAGACCGACCUAAAUUUAUACCUAAACGGUAUACAUCUCUAAGAAGUAUUCCGGCAUAUGAGAAUGCUGUUAAGGACUCUUUUGAGCGUUGUUUGGAUCUAUACUUAUGUCCUAGAGUUCGCAAGAAACGUAUAAAUAUUGAUCCCAAAUCCUUGAAACCUAAGCUACCAAGUAGAAAAGAUCUUAAGCCCUACCCAGUGACAUGCUAUCUUGAGUAUAAAGGUCACAAUGGUGCAGUUAUGUCAAUUUCUACUGAAGCUUCAGGACAGUGGAUUGCUUCAGGUUCAACUGAUGGAACUGUGCGUGUUUGGGAGGUUGAGACUGGUAGAUGUCUUAAAAUCUGGGAGUUUGGUGAAGCUGUCCAGUGUGUAGCAUGGAGUCCUUUGCACGAGCUUCCUAUCUUGGCGAUCUCUGUGGGACAAGAUGUAUUUGUUUUGAACACAGGAUUGGGCAAUGAAGUAGUGCAGAAAAAAGUAAAGGAACUUCUUCAUGUUGAGAUGUCAACACCGGCAGAUGAUUCUGGUAACAAGAGCUCCAGUUUGAGCUGGGUUCAAGAUGAGAAACAUGAAGGAAUAAAAUUGAGGCAUUUUAGGACUGUAUCUGCAGUAGAAUGGCAUCGUAAAGGGGACUAUUUCUGUACUGUGAUGCCAGCUGAUAUCCUUCCUCUGCUACUAUUUAAUUCAGUUCUUAUACACCAGCUUUCUAAGAAGCUUACACAAAGACUUCCAUUUAAGCUGCAUGGGCUUCCAGUAUCAUCAGUUUUUCAUCCUACUCGUUCUGUGUUCUUUGUUGCAACAAAGAAGAAUGUUCGUGUUUAUGAUUUGUUAAAGCACAAGCUGAUUAAGAAGCUUGAGACAGGACUCCGUGAAGUUUCAUCCAUUGCAGUUCAUCCUGCUGGUGAUAAUGUAAUUGUGGGAAGCAAAGAGGGAAAAUUAUGUUGGUUUGAUAUGGACCUUUCAUCUAAGCCUUACAAAAUUCUUAAGUGUCAUCCGAAAGAUAUAACAAGUGUGGUGUUCCAUCGUUCAUACCCGCUAUUUGCAUCAUGCUCUGAUGACUGCACUGCAUAUGUUUUUCAUGGCAUGGUUUAUUCUGAUCUUAAUCAGAACCCUCUUAUCGUUCCACUGGAAAUUCUCCGUGGACAUUCAAGCUCAAAUGGAAGAGGAAUAAUGGAUUGUAAGUUCCAUCCUCGGCAACCUUGGUUAUUCACUGCUGGCGCAGAUUCAUCAAUCAAACUUUAUUGUCACUAGGAUGACCUAAAAGAAGCAUGAUCACCGAGUUGUGACAUUGAAGGAUGAUUAGGAUUUCAGACGUUCCCCAAUGCUGGGUUGUAUGCUACACGGUAUUCAAGCAUUAUAGAUAAACUGGUCCAUGUAGUGGGGCUUUGGCAUUGAUUUAGAUUGUUGUCUUUGUUAACUGGGCAGGCCACAGUUGUAUUUUGAACAGGACAAAACUUGUCCUCUAUUUAUUUAUUAAUUUUCAAUUACAUAUA